AGCUGAUCAUGCUUUUGAACGAAGUGCUUUCCUUGGAGGGACCAGCUAUUCUCUCAGAUCUGCUCUCGAGGCUCAAGUUUGCGCGAUUUCGGGCAUCUUAGCUCCCCGCCCAAUCCGUCGAUGAGCGAAUCGACAGCGGUACCGGCCUCCGGUGACGAGGCCCAGGAGGGAUUUGUGGAAAAACAUGAAAAACUUCUGCGAUUCCCGAUUUCGAAGAUACGAACGAUCAUGAAACUGGACAGUGAAAUGAACAGCGCCUCCCAAGAGGCUGUUUUCAUCGUAGCCAAGGCAACGGAAUUGUUCAUCGAAGCUAUCGCGAAAGAAACCUACAAUUUCACGCUGCAGAACCGAAAAAAAACCGUGCAAAGACGAGACGUCGAAUCGGCCAUAGACUCCAUCGAGGUGUUCUCGUUUUUAGAAGGAUGCUUGGAUUGAAGGACGCGCGACGGCCCGAUCCCCUCCAGCGAGCCUGUUUGCCAGAGAAGUUCACGGGGGUCGUGUAAAUUCUGUAAAUAAAUGGUACAUUCUCGCU
This is a messenger RNA of Galendromus occidentalis (western predatory mite), 532 nucleotides long. It is a transcript of the gene PolE4, whose product is annotated as DNA polymerase epsilon subunit 4. The coding region runs from base 121 to 435 and encodes 104 amino acids. Gene Ontology annotation, biological process: DNA-templated DNA replication. Gene Ontology annotation, cellular component: nucleus; epsilon DNA polymerase complex. The record is from RefSeq and is a predicted model, not a curated record. Gene Ontology annotation, molecular function: protein heterodimerization activity. The transcript has 3 exons. Lineage: Eukaryota; Metazoa; Arthropoda; Arachnida; Mesostigmata; Phytoseiidae.